AUGGUCAAGUUCAUCAAGGCUGGUAAAGUUGUCGUUAUUUUGCAAGGUCGUUAUGCCGGCAAGAAGGCCGUCGUCGUCCGUAACCACGAUGAAGGAACCAAGGAUAGACCCUAUGGUUAUGCCGUCGUCGCUGGUGUCGAACGUUCUCCUCUCAAGGUCACCAAGGCCAUGGGUAAGAAGAAGACUGCCAAGCGUUCCAAGGUCAAGCCUUUCGUUAAGAUUGUUAACUACAACCACAUGAUGCCUACUCGUUACGGUUUGGAAUUAGAACAAAUCAAGGGUACUGUCUCUGCUGAUACUUUCAAGGAGCCCACUCAACGUGAAGAUUCCAAGAAGGUCAUCAAGAAGCUUUUCGAAGAACGCUAUCAAACUGGUAAGAACAAGUGGUUCUUCAGCAAGCUUAGAUUCUAA
Messenger RNA from Mucor velutinosus, 411 nucleotides. RefSeq lists its product as uncharacterized. NCBI's taxonomy places the organism in Eukaryota, Fungi, Mucoromycota, Mucoromycetes, Mucorales, Mucoraceae. Gene Ontology annotation, molecular function: structural constituent of ribosome. The transcript has 4 exons. Gene Ontology annotation, biological process: translation. Gene Ontology annotation, cellular component: ribosome; cytosolic large ribosomal subunit. Bases 1 to 411 code for a protein of 136 amino acids. The record is from RefSeq and is a predicted model, not a curated record.